GAUGGCAGAUUACAGCCAUAUUCAAGCACAGUUAUCUCAACAAGAAGCAAAACCACCGACUCCUUCCAUUUAAAGUACAAUUUCAUAAUCCUAGCAGUAAUUCUGGAAGUACAUUUUACUACUUUCUCCUACCUUUUUUGGCGGUUUCACUGUUACAAAUUAUCCAAAUUUAGAUCUAAUUUUCUGGGCUCUGUCGGUGAAGUUAGUAAAGCUGAGCUCUGAUGUUUCUCUGACAUUGUACCACGGUCUACAGCCCUUUAAUGCUUACAUAUUGACCAUGGUUUCAGUGCCAUUUUCUUCACUCUUUCUGCAAGUCUCUGCUAGACUUUCAGCUUGUAUAGUUGCACUUCUUGUAGUUAUUUGGGCCCUUUACUUCAAGACCAGCUUCAUCCCUCGUUCUUCCUCCCAAGAAGACCUCAUUUAUGCUAUCCUGCAUCCUUUGUUAAUGGUGAUUGGUUUCAUUCUUGUUAGUGGAGAAGGUAAUGCAAAUUCUGUUGAUGGGAUUUGCUUUUGUGGAGCAAGAAAUGCUUUUAAUUGUUGGUUUUCUAACAUUUUGCUUUCUUUUUCAGCAAUUUUGGUGCACAGGUGGUUGCCUGGUUCAAGAAAUCUGAAAAAAUCAGUGCACUUGUGUCUUCAAGGUUUGGCUUUGGGUUCUGGGGUUUUUGGGAUUUGGACAAAGUUUCAUAGUCAAGAGGGGAUUGUGGCCAAUUUCUACAGUUUGCAUUCUUGGAUGGGUCUGAUUUGUAUCACUCUGUUUGGUGCUCAGUGGUUGCUGGGCUUUCUGAACUUCUGGCAUAAAGGAGAGGUGCGAACCACGAGGGUGAGAGUCUUGCCAUGGCAUGUCUUUCUUGGCCUCUACACAUAUGCUUUGGCAGUGGUAACAGCUGAGACAGGGCUUCUGGAAAAAUUGACAUUCUUGCAAACCAGAGGAGAUGUAUUGAGACGUUGCACCGAGUCGAUGGUUGUGAACGGUUUAGGACUUGGAUUGGCCCUUCUGAGUGGUAUUGUAAUAUUAGCAGCAGUUUCACCAAAGCAUGAAGCUCUACACUUUAAGAUGAUGUACACAAACAACAAAUGGUUGUCUUCUCAGUAACAAGUAAACCAUCUAUUGCUUCUACGCUUUUAUUUUUCCUUGGUACAACCUUAUUACAAUAAAUAUCAUCUCCAAAUGGCCAACAUUCACCCGGUUAA
Messenger RNA from Coffea eugenioides, 1191 nucleotides. Its product is annotated as probable transmembrane ascorbate ferrireductase 4. The record is from RefSeq and is a predicted model, not a curated record. Gene Ontology annotation, molecular function: oxidoreductase activity. The transcript has 3 exons. Bases 278 to 1093 code for a protein of 271 amino acids. Lineage: Eukaryota; Viridiplantae; Streptophyta; Magnoliopsida; Gentianales; Rubiaceae.